AUGUUUGCACCGGCGGCCGCCUCCGCCGCUCAAUACGACAGCGAUUUAUUACUAGACGCUCAAUCUGAUACAUUCGGUAUCAGCCUAGUCAAGAGCCCGCCGUACGCCACGGAGGAGGUCUGGAGAGUCAUGCAAGCCACUAUUACCCGACUAUACCAAAGCGAAGGUAAAUCGUUGAAGGAGGUGAAAGCCAUCAUGGAACGAGACCACUUCUUCUUCGCCACAGAAAGAAUGUUCAAAUCCCGCAUCGUUCGCUGGGGCCUAGACAAGAAGGUCAAAGAGCCGGAGGUCCUGCACAUGCUAGACCUUAAGCGAAGGCGCCAAGAGACUGGAAAGGACUCGCGCUUCAGCAUCGAAGACCAGGACGUCGACUGGGAUCGCGUGGAACAGUACCUCAAGCGCAGACCCGAUCUACAUGACGCUACCAAGCGAAAACACACCCCGAGCAAGAGUACCACCUUGAAGCGCAAAAUCACCUGCAGGACACCGUCGCCGUCCCCAAGCCAAAGCCCAGUGCUACACGCCUCCUCUUCAGCAUCCCCUACCAUCAUCACCCCCCUCCCCUCCCUCCUAACCCCUUCCCCGUCCCUAGACACAGACACCCAAUCCUCCAUCCUCCUCCUCUUCAGCACAUACCACACCUCCGCCUUCCAAACCGGCACCUGGGUGCUCGACGACGCACACCUUUGCGAACACGACUUCAUCCACGUCGUACAGACCCUCACAGACAUAGGAAUAGUCCCAGGCCUGCUUCAACGGAACCAGAUCCCCACGGGUCUACGCACCCUCCGCCGCGCUCUCGCUUCCUUCCGGCACGUCCUCCUGAUCCGAGAACCGCGGUUUUACUAUUCCAUGCUCGUGAAUAUCCUCACAUUACAGGGGAAUGUGCAGGUGUUGGAGUAUUCCAUCCGGUAUAUCCACGCCAUCCACUGCGAGAUCCUAGGCGAGAGGCACCCUUUGAGCGUGGUGUGGUCGAAACUCAGGGAACUUCCUCAGGAGAUUCGUCUUGAGACGUUGAGGAGUGUGUUUGCUGUUAUAUGUCUGCAAUUUGAGACCGAGGCUGUGUUCAAUAGUGAACAUGCCCUUGACGUUCUUAUCAUGCGCUGUUCCCUGCUCAGACUCCUCGGUAACGUGGACGGGGAGGAAUUUCGCGCCGUUAUUAGGGGCUACACCGCCGCUGCGACGGAGGCGCUAAGGCAAGACAACUACCAGCUCUCGUGCAGAAUCUUGCUGGGCGUGGCGACUGCCCUGCUUGAUGCUGGUGACAUUGAACAAGCGGAGAGGACGUUGUGCCAGAUUGGGUCCACGAUCAGGAUCCAAUCUGAAGUGACUGCACAUCAUAAGAAUACUACCACCGAUAGAAAGCAGCAACAGGAGGAUGAACAGGAAAUACUCCAGACCCAGCAAGCUGACCGCUGCUAUACGAGUUCACUAUGCUCACACGCAACUCAUCGCAGUCAAGGUGGAGUGGCCAACGAGACGAAGAUCAUAUACGGGUAUUAUAAAGGGGUUUGGGAGCCGUGGAGCAAAUGGUCUCCUGCAGUGGUGAAGAGGGUUCUUGAUACGCAUCGCCGAGCACGAGAAAGAGAUGUAUGGGCCGCCAGGCUGUGGGCUGACGUUUUGCUUUCUGUGAGGUGA
This is a messenger RNA of Colletotrichum acutatum, 1638 nucleotides long. RefSeq lists its product as uncharacterized. The coding region runs from base 1 to 1638 and encodes 545 amino acids. The transcript has 2 exons. The record is from RefSeq and is a predicted model, not a curated record. NCBI's taxonomy places the organism in Eukaryota, Fungi, Ascomycota, Sordariomycetes, Glomerellales, Glomerellaceae.